Messenger RNA from Tetrahymena thermophila SB210, 519 nucleotides. RefSeq lists its product as hypothetical. Lineage: Eukaryota; Ciliophora; Oligohymenophorea; Hymenostomatida; Tetrahymenidae. The transcript has a single exon. The record is from RefSeq and is a predicted model, not a curated record.
AAUUAACAUGAAAAAAAAUAAUAAUAAAAAAAUCAAAUGACUAUUAAAAUCAACUAAAAUCCUAAAGUCUCUUUUUUGGCAUAAAAAUCAAAAAAAAUUUAUAAAUCAACAAAGCAUACAAAAAAGGCUAGUUAUCUUACUGUAAAUGAGAAUAAAUUUAACUAAAUUUCUUAAGUUAGUAAACAUCAUUUAUACUUGAAUGAUUUAAUCACUAACCUUAACCCUGAUGAAUUAAUAUCUAUCAUAAGCUAAUUUGACUAAUUGACUAUCUAAGAAGUCUCUCCUUAUAAUUACAUAGCUCAGUACUAAAAAAAGGUUAUGGACUUUGAUUUCAAUGAAGAAACGGAUGAACUGUUUGAAGUUUAUAAUGACAUCACUAUUGUAAUCAAAUUUGAAAUUAAAUAAAUUAUUGAAUGCUCUACUAGAUAUACAAUUUUAUUUUAAAAUUUGUCUAAAUAAUAUGAUAUUGAAUAUUAAAAUCUCAAAAGCGACUUGAUCCAAAAUAUCAUUUCUUUUUGA